AUGAACCAGAUGGUAAAAUUCAUCCGCUCCUGCGUCGACACUUGCGACUCUGAGCAUGCUCUCUGCAAACAACCGACGCUACGGAUGCCUGCGCGUGUUCUCGAUGUUGGCCGCAUGGACGACAACCAGGUCCAGCUCGUGGACACAGCAAGCAUGAUGGUUUCUCCCUAUGUUGCACUCAGUUAUUGCUGGGGCGAAUCAAACCAUCUCUUGACCACCGAAAAGAACUUUCAAGACAUGACGACCGGAAUCUAUGUUGCGGAGUUUCCACAGACCAUCAGAGAUGCGGUGGAAGUCACUAGGAGGCUCAAUCUGAAAUACCUCUGGGUGGAUGCUAUCUGCAUUAUACAGGAUUCUGCGCUUGACUGGGAAGUCGAGUCGGCGAAGAUGGCUUCCGUCUACCACAAUGCGUACCUGACUAUUGCCGCAGGCACCUCGGCUUGCGCAUCCGAAGGCUUCCUUGACCAACAGCAUCUCUCAGCUUCCCAUGAAACGCCGUUUAGAAUGAAGUGGCGCACGGAUAGAGGGGAAACCUCCAUCCUCGCGGUCAGGGCCGUGCCAGCCAGACAUACCCAUUCCAUCAAUCUCGCCGGUGACCGGCAGAAUUCACUUCCCCUCAAUACUAGAGGCUGGAGUCUUCAAGAAGAGCUCCUUUCCCGAAGGACGAUUACGUAUACGCAGAACGAGCUCUGGUGGACAUGCCAAACUCAGAGAGACUGCGAAUGCCACGCCUUUGACGAGAUCACCAGAGACGGUCCCAAGGCGCUGAUGUCCCCUACCUUGAUGACUACUCACUCGGCCGCCUUUGAGCAAUGGCAGGCUGUCGUCAGCGAGUUCAGCACACGGAAACUCUCUUACGAAUUGGAUAAGCUGCCUGCCCUGUCCGGCCUUGCCAGUGUUGUCCAGAAGAAGACUGGAUCCUCCUACGUCGCUGGACUGUGGAAAGACAACUUUGUGCGGGAUCUGAACUGGUAUUCUCCAGCAAGGACCUUGGAUAAGCUGGAAGACGCAAAGGCCAAGGCCACCGGGGCCUACUGUGCUCCCACCUUUUCAUGGGCGUCGGCCAAUGGUCUCAUCGGCUUUUUCAAGGGAUCUUUUGCGGUCUCGCAAACGGGUGUAGUUCCCACUACGGAAUGGGUUGCAAGAUGCACCCUGAUCGCUGCCAAUACAGUUGUGGGUGGGAGCAACCCCCUUGGCCGAGUAGAGUCCGGCUAUGCUACUUUACGCGGGCACCUUAGUGAAGCUUUGCUUGGAGUUUCCACGGCAUGUCCGAGUGGGAUGGAGUCCCACACGCUGAGAUAUCACGGAGAGUGGGUGAGAUUCCACCCGGAUAUGCAGUUGGAAGAGGUUCAACUCACCGCGGCCGGAUCGAAGGGGGCACCGGCGGUAUCCAUGCGUCGAUCCCCAGCCGGCUCCAGAGCACAGACACUGCGUUCUGAAUCACCCGUUCUUCUAUUUUAUCUCGGGGACUGGGGUUUCCCUGACCAGGAGAUUAUACGGAUACAGAGGACGUAUCUCGUCUUAGGGAGGUCACCUUUGGAUACGAGCCAGUACGAGAGGCUGGGCCUGGCGCAUCAUGAGCCUCGUUUUGAAUUGAACAAGACUGCCCAAGGGUGCGAAGGGUGGGUUGAAACCAUAACCUUGUGGUAA
Molecule: messenger RNA, 1650 nt
Organism: Colletotrichum graminicola M1.001
Lineage: Eukaryota; Fungi; Ascomycota; Sordariomycetes; Glomerellales; Glomerellaceae
Product: heterokaryon incompatibility protein
Exons: 1
Coding region: 1-1650 (549 amino acids)
Source: RefSeq, a predicted model, not a curated record